AUGUCGACAACGCUCGCAGACCUCUCGGGCCUACAGGGCAUGCUCGCCCAGCUCUCGGGCAACAACGCAGCAGCAGACCCGCUCGUCGUCCAGCCUGGCGACACAGACACGCAGGGAAUGUCCUUUGCAGAGCUCUUCAGCCACUACCUCGCGCCCGAAGUCGCAAAGCUCCCGCCGUCGUCCUCGUCCGCACCGACGACCGACCUCGCCUCGCCCUUUGUCUUCGGCGGCGUCUCGUCCGCCCCGUCGACCUCGACGGCCGGCUCGACGUCAGGCGACGCCUUCUCCCCCUUAUCGGCGUCGACCUCGUUUGACCCGUCCACCUUCAUGCCAACCAUCCCCGGCUCGCCCUUCUCGCACUCGUCCGACGGCAACUCGGGUCACAGCCCCUUCAGCCUCGCCGACCUCGACUUCUCGUCGACCACCGUUGGAGGAGGCGCAGGUGACGGGUUCGCCAUCGACCCGUCCGUCUUUGGCCCGCCUGCCGAGACGAACGCCUUUGACCCGGUGCUUGCGCUUCCUACCGCCGCCGCUCUCCCGCCUCUUCCCGCCUUGCCCAUCGCGCCCAUGGAGCCAGUCGAGCAGCCCCAGCCGCAGCCUCAACAGCUGACGGCAUUGGGACGCCCGAAGCGCAACGUCGCACACACGGUCAUCGAGGAAGAAGACGAAGACGAGCUCUACUCGUCCGACGGGUCAGUCGCGACUACCUCCGGCUCUCGCAAGGGUCGUCGCACGUCGCGCAAGCCGUCCGCAGCGAAGAAGGCCCGUUCGAGUCUCGCCUCGUCCGAGGAACCCCCGUCGUCGAGGAAGCAAGCUGCGAGGAGUGUCGCGCAGUUGGCGAGCGCUACGUUGCACAAGACGAGCGCGAAUAGCCAUCUUCCGCCGGUGCCGCAGUGGGCGGACAAGCCCGAUCCGGAGGAGUACUCCAAGUUGAGCUCGAAGGAGAAGAGGCAGUUGAGGAACAAGCUUUCGGCCCGCAACUUCCGCCACCGCCGCAAGGAGUACAUCACGACGCUCGAGGAGCAGAUCCACGACCGCGAUACGAUCAUCGCGACGCUCCGUGACGAGGUCGGCGUGAUGCGCGCCGAGAACUCGGGCCUCAAGACUGAAGUCGCGACCCUCAAGGAGAAGUGGCAGGACCUCCUUGACAAGUUGUCGAGCUUGUCGGCGCCGCCGAGUACGGCUGCGGCUGGGCUUGGCACGAACCCUUCGCGUGCUGUGGCGUCCGCUGCGACGGGUGCGGCGGUCGUCAAGCAGGAGGAAGACGUCGAGUCGUCCAUUCCCGCUGCCGGUCUUUCGACGCGCCGCAUCGGCACCCGCGCUGCCGUCUCGUCGACCAAUGCGCUCCAGCUCCCGAACCUCUCGAAGGACGUCUCAGCCCACGCGCGUCGCUCGACCGGCGCAUGGUCGACCGCCUCGCCCGGACUCGGCGGCGGGUUCAUGAGCGUACACACGACCCUCAUCCCGGACGUCGCUCCUCUCGCCGAUGGUGUGGCGCCCAAGCUUCCCUCGAGCGGUGCCGCCUCGCCGUUCUCGAACCAGUCGUUCAACCCCGCUUUGAACGCACUGUCGCAGAACCAGCUCGCCGACUUGCCCGCUCUCACCUCGCACCUUCGCACCGGCUUCUCCGCCGCUCAGCAACAACAGCAGCAGCAAGCGAAGCCGGCGCAGCAGACGCCCAAGGGCACGUUCGAGGACUUCUUCGCUUCGAACCCGUUCUGGUUGCGUCCGGACCAGCUCGAGCAGAACCGCGCGGCGCUGUACGGCAAGCUUGCGAACAACGCGGCGGGCCUCGUUGCCGCGCAGAAGGAGCAGCAGCAGCAGCCUCAACAGCAGGACGACGCGUUCCUCCCCGUCCCGCAAGGCUUCAAGCCCGCCUUCUUCCGUUCGCCCAAGCUCUCGCCCUCGACCUCGGCGACUACCUCCGAACUCCUCGCGUACCAAUCUCCCGCGGCAUUCUCGUCUCCCCCGCCUCUCUCGCACCAAGACGCCAUCGCCCUGCGCGAACAAGCCAUGUCCGCCUCGGUCGCGCACCUUGCGAGCCAGACCCUCAUGCAGAAGAUGAUGGCGUCGUUCUGGGACGCCUUUUCCGGAUCGCCCGCGUCGUCCGGCCUCUCGGCGGACAAGGUCAAGGCCGUCUUGGGCGGAAAGGCUCGCGUCGAAGUCGUUCCCGUCUCGGCGCCUACGUCGCCCAAGACUGCGCCGGCUUCCAUCGACGCUCUCGGUGCGCAGAUGGGCGGCUUGCGUCUUGGUGCCUCGACUAGUGAAGAGGCGGCGUCGUCGUCGUCGUGCUCGUUCACCCAGCAAGUCCUCGGCCGGAGGUGGGUCAUGAACGAGAAGCGGGCGUGA
Rhodotorula toruloides NP11 is the source of this 2349-nucleotide messenger RNA. RefSeq names its product bZIP transcription factor. Gene Ontology annotation, molecular function: DNA-binding transcription factor activity. The record is from RefSeq and is a predicted model, not a curated record. The transcript has 3 exons. Lineage: Eukaryota; Fungi; Basidiomycota; Microbotryomycetes; Sporidiobolales; Sporidiobolaceae. The coding region runs from base 1 to 2349 and encodes 782 amino acids. Gene Ontology annotation, biological process: regulation of DNA-templated transcription.